GGAUCGGCAAGUGCGUGGCCCUGGACCUGGCCCGCAGGAACGCCCGCACCAUCCUGGCGUGCCGGAGCCAGGAGCGGGGCCAGGCGGCGGUGGAGGAGAUCCGCGCGGCCACGGGCAACCCCGCGGUGCUGCUGCGCCUGCUGGACACCAGCUCGCUGGCCUCUGUGCGCGCCUUUGCCCAGGCCGUCCUGCGGGAGGAGAAGCGGCUGGACGUGCUGGUGAACAACGCCGGCCUCACCGGGCUGCCCCUCACCAUCACGCCGGAGGGGCUGGAGCAGACCUUUGCCACCAACUACCUGGGCCCGUUCCUGCUCACCAACCUGCUGCUGGACCUGCUGAAGGCGUCGGCACCCGCCCGCAUCGUCAACGUCUCGUCCUUCCGGCACGGCGUGGGCACCGCCGACGUCCGCUACCUCACCGGGCAGGCGCAGCCCGGCGGCUACGACCCCAUCUACAACAGCACCAAGCUGAUGAACGUCCUGUUCACGGCCGAGCUGGCCCAGCGCCUGCAGGGCACAGGGGUGACCGCCAACAGCGUGAACCCCGGUGUGGUGAGCACCAGAAUCAUGCGGCACUUCAGCUGGGCAAUGCGCUCCCUCUUCCUCCUCAUCCGCCCCUUCAUCAAGUCGGCGGAGCAGGGCGCCAUCAGCACCAUUUACUGCGCCGUCUCGGAGGAGGUCUCGGGCAUCACGGGCAAGUACUUCGGCAGCGACUGCGGGCUUGCGCUGCCCUCCGCAGCCGCCCGCGACGCCGGCCUGGCUCGCAAGCUCUGGGAGGAGUCGGAGCGGCUGACGGGGCUGCCGGCGGGCCCCCAGCACUGA
This is a messenger RNA of Cygnus atratus (black swan), 821 nucleotides long. Its product is annotated as retinol dehydrogenase 11-like. NCBI's taxonomy places the organism in Eukaryota, Metazoa, Chordata, Aves, Anseriformes, Anatidae. The transcript has 5 exons. The annotation marks the transcript as partial. The record is from RefSeq and is a predicted model, not a curated record.